Lodderomyces beijingensis is the source of this 1752-nucleotide messenger RNA. The record is from the annotation of a GenBank genome assembly. NCBI's taxonomy places the organism in Eukaryota, Fungi, Ascomycota, Pichiomycetes, Serinales, Debaryomycetaceae.
AUGAAAAUAAACAGACACUAUACCAAGCUACUACUACUAGUGGUGACCUCGUCCAUAUUCGUGCUUGUUUACCUGACAGUACGGCAGAUUUACCUUUCGCGCAAUGCAGUGUCCCCUAGCGACUUGUUGCGUCUUCAGCUAGACCUACUGCGGUCGACGUUGAAUGAUAACCAGAUUAUAUCCAACAUCAAGAUGAUCAAGUGCAACCGGUUGCUCUCGUGUCAAGUGCCCGAUGGAUAUACAAUCUUGAACCCAGCGUUGAACCAUCAUUUGGAGAGUGGAAAGAAGAUUUACGAUUGGGACGUGCAUGUCAUUGUGAAGAUGGCUAAGUUGGAAGAAGCGACAAAGUAUAUCUCCGACAUCAGCUUGCAAAAGAAGGACGGGUAUGAAUUGGUUACUUGCAGCAAGAAAGGCAGCAAAAACAACAAUAGCAGCAAUAACAAUAAUAAUGACAAUAAUGACAAUAAUGACAAUGAUGGUGAUGGCGAUGGUGACGAAGAUAACGAUAGCCUCAUGAGCACAACGGCCACCAAUUUCAAGUUUUACAAACAAAUCAAAGUCACCAACACGGAAAACCCCAUCAAGGACGACCAGCAAGUCUUGCGCGGAUUUGAUAUACUUUUCGGAAGCAACGACUUGGUCGACUCGAGGAAAUACCACCAAAGUUUGCAUCUAACGAGCCACGAGCUGAUACACCCCAUAUUAUCCAUUUCUAUGAUGAGCAAUAACGAUGUCGCCGAUCACAAGCGAGAUAUGAAACAGAAGGAUGAAAACAUGGGCAAGUUGACUACGACACUGGAAAAAUACAAGAUUAUGCAGCUUUCGGAUUUACACUUUGGACAAGAUUUGGGCCAUUGUGACUCCAAUGGCAAUAUUUGCAAAUCCUCCGAUUUGAAAACGUUAAAGUUUGUCGAGGCAGCGUUGAAGUUGGAAGAACCCGAGUUGGUGGUAAUCACGGGCGACUUAAUCGACGUGGACAGGUCGCUCGAUUACAAAUCGGUGAUUUUGAAGUCGUUGCAGCCCGUGCUCGCCGCGGGAGUCAAGUUUGUCUACACAUUCGGCGACGAAGUCUCGUCGGCUUCAAGCGAGAUCAAGAAGAACAUCAUUGAGUUUUUCGCCAGCUUGCCCAAUUGCUUAAACACCGUGCCCAACGCUGACGCGGAGCAUUUGAACGGGUUGAGCAACUACGAUUUCAGAAUCACCCAUACCGACUUGCAUCAAACGGUGGAGGUCUCGGUGCUUGACUCGCAGGGCCAUCUCAUUGACGAGUCGCAGAUCAAUUACUUGUACCGACUCAAUAACCAAGACACCAAAGCAGAUUACAAAUUGCUCUUUUUCCAUCACCCGCUCCCGCAGUUUCGACCAGAAGGGGUGUUUAAGAUUAUCGGAUCAUAUAAUGAGAAACACCCGAUGCAGACAGCCACCAGCGCCAAAUUCCACGACGACAUCAUCAACUGUGGCUAUCACGUGGUGUCGGUGGGGCACGAGCACGAAAAUGACGCUUGCAUAUUCUCGGAAUUGAGCAAAACUGCCAAAACAGGUGGUGGCAAUGACGACGCUGGCAAGAGCAUGUGGUUGUGCUAUAAUAGCAUCACUGGCGAUUCGGGAAUCACCAAGCUCAAUGAAGAGUAUGUGCGCAAAUUGCGCAUGUUUGAGGCUGAUUUCUCGAAGCAGCGGUUGCUUAGUUGGAAACGCAAGGAGGAUGACCAGCUGGCAUUUGAGACCCAGUUGAUUUAUCAAAAGGAUGUAUAA